Molecule: messenger RNA, 1014 nt
Organism: Acaulospora morrowiae
Lineage: Eukaryota; Fungi; Glomeromycota; Glomeromycetes; Diversisporales; Acaulosporaceae
Source: the annotation of a GenBank genome assembly
AUAUUUACUUGGAAUUCUUUACCCGAAUCUUUAAAAUCAAUACUUCCGCAAUAUUAUACAUAUUUAAUUAAAAACUUCAAUGAAUUUUCAUUAUUCCGGACUGUAGAAAACUUUGAAAUACCACAAUUUGAGUUGCAUGGAUUUGUAGAUUUUGAUAAUAAAGAAAAGGCACAUGAAUGGUUUUUAGCAUUUGAAUCGCAUUCGAAAACAACAAUGCCUCAAACAAAAGGUUAUACAAUCAAGGGGAAAAAAGUACUUUUUCGGGAAAAACGUCACUGUAUUCAUAGUAAUGAAGUGAAAAAAAAACAAGGCAAUCGUGAAACAAAACAUCCACAUUCAUCUCGGGCACGAAAUAUAAAUUGCAAUGCAAGCAUUCAUCUUAGAUUAGAAAAAUGGCGUCUUGAUCUUAGUCAUCCUUUGGAAAUUAAUAUUAAAUUUAUACACAAUCAUAUAAUUGAUUCUGCAGAAUCAUUGAGCUUUCGGCAUGUUAAAGAAGAAGUGCGUAACAAAUUUCUGGAAUUAUUUAAAGAUGGUCACUCUCCUAUUUCAGCAUUAUAUUCUCAUGAAGAUAAUCUUUAUCUUUUGGCCACAAAUGAUCAAGAAUUAUUAGAAUUACUUGCAGAUAGAGCAAAUAAUCCAGAUUAUAAUUAUAUCUAUAAACUUUUUCAGCAAUAUCGUGAAACAACAUUUGGAAAUUAUAAUGGUAAAGGAAUGUUUGAUCAUUUAACAGAAAUGAUAGAUAAUUAUAAUAAUUCGGGUAAUGGUAAAGCUAUAUUACAAAAAUAUGAUACAUAUACUGGAGAAGCAUUUAUUCUUUGUAUUGUAACUGGAUUAAUGUGCCGAGUACAUGAAAAAAUACCACAAACAGGCGAAUUAUGUUAUAUGGAUGCAUCAGCUUCAUUUGAACCUCUCAAUACAUCAAUUACUCUUUUAUAUACAAGUUGUAUGAUUGGAGCUCUUCCUCUCGGAUUAUUUAUAACUUCCGAUGAAUGUGAAAUUACAUUGGAAAAAGCG